GUAAGUUAGUAGUCAGGCCAGGUAAGAUGGAUGAUGAUGAGCAUCUGGGCAGCGUAUAGAAGCCUGGGGAAUCAAGCCUUUGGAGAUAUAUAAGAAUGUCAUGUCUUCAAGUACAUUUAGUUCUUCAGACGAAACAGAGAUUUCUACUUCUCAUCACACAGUCCUAGCCUCUAAAUAAUCUCCACGAGUUUCGCGGUUCUUCACAUCUUCCUUUAAGUUCUAUACCCGUUCUUCAUUUACAUACCAUUUCAAAAUGUCUACCACCAACGUGUCUACUCCAAUCCCUGCUGGUCUUGAGGUUGAUGCCGUGCUAACUGCGCUACACAACCAUGACUUGAUGAUCAAGACCCUCUGCCCAGCUCUCAUUUCUUACGAAUUCGAGUCUGGCGAUGCGAAGAGCACUGCUACCUAUUCUGUAACAGACAAGAAGCCUAUUGGCCAGACAACCUACAAGCUCACACUCACCAACGUCCCCGACGGCGUCGACUCUCUCGUCAACGCCAAGCCUCCAGUGGGCGUGCUCACCAUUGCAGGAAAGUGGCGUGUCAAGGACGGCAAGCUGGUCGAGGAUGUAGAGAUUGAUGGAAAUUUCAUGAUGAAAAAGAUGGCCAAGGGAAAUGUUGAGAAGACGCACCCGGAGCAGCAUGGAAAGCUGUUGGAGUCAGCUAAGGCUUAGACAGUGGACUAGUGAUGGAGGGGAACUACUCCCCGGGGCUUGGUUGUUGAGAUUCCUAUUUCGAGCAUUACCAUUCAUCUUCUGAGGCGUUUAUGCUG
Molecule: messenger RNA, 774 nt
Organism: Lindgomyces ingoldianus
Lineage: Eukaryota; Fungi; Ascomycota; Dothideomycetes; Pleosporales; Lindgomycetaceae
Exons: 2
Coding region: 254-676 (140 amino acids)
Source: RefSeq, a predicted model, not a curated record